Prosopis cineraria is the source of this 2010-nucleotide messenger RNA. RefSeq names its product protein ACCELERATED CELL DEATH 6-like. Gene Ontology annotation, molecular function: protein phosphatase regulator activity; protein phosphatase 1 binding. The coding region runs from base 1 to 2010 and encodes 669 amino acids. NCBI's taxonomy places the organism in Eukaryota, Viridiplantae, Streptophyta, Magnoliopsida, Fabales, Fabaceae. The record is from RefSeq and is a predicted model, not a curated record. The transcript has 3 exons. Gene Ontology annotation, cellular component: plasma membrane.
AUGAGAAGUUCGAAUCAUUUGGAAAUUCCUAUGGAAGAAGUGAAUGAUUCAAACUGGAAGGUACUGUGCUAUAAAAGGCUGCAGGAUCUGUGGGACACAGAUUUUGGUUCUUCAGUUCAUCAUACCAGGUUUAUUAAUCCUGAGUUGUACAACGUUAUCCGUGAUAAGAAUGCUGGUGUGAAUCAGUUUCUGGACGUCUUAGAGCAAUUAUGCAGAGAGAAUCAACUUAAUUGUGAAACAAUCUUAGAUAAAGCCACUGCCAUGGGUGGUGAUUCGUUGCUUCAUGUUGCAGCUGAAUUCGGGAGAGAAAAGAUAGUAGAGCUUCUUGUUGAUCACAACGUUUCUCUUCAUGUGAGAAACAAAAGAGAAGACACUCCACUUCAUGUUGCUGCAAAAUCGAAGAACAUUGAGGUGAUGAAAAUCAUUUUGUCUGGAUUUAAAGAUGCAGAUCAUAAAGACAAGUUUAUAAUGUUACCGAACAAGUUUGGGACAAGAGCUUUGCAUGAAUCUAUAUUGAGCAAGCAUCGUGAGGGCUUUGAUUUCAUAUUAAAUGAGCAAAGUGAAAGUACUUGGCCUCUCUACUGGGACACUCAUCCAGCUGAAUCACCAAUAUGUGUGGCACUCCAGAGUGGGGAUGUGCAAAUUCUUGAUCGUCUCUUGCAGAUCCCGUUCCCUAAGGACAGUACCAUUCAUAUGUGUCGAGGAAACUCUCCACUUCAUGCCAUCAUAUCAGAACGCAACACUGGUAUGUAUCAUCCCCCACCUUCUAUUGCUUAUUUGUUCUCUUCCCCUAUUUCCAAGCGAUGGUUCUCCAUUCCUAACAGUAUACUUUUGCACGUAGCUCUGUUGCAAGAGAUGGUAGAUAAAAAGGAAGAGCUAAUGUAUUUGAGAGAUGAAGCCGGAGACACUGCCCUUCAUUGUGCAGCAAGUAGAGGGUUUGUCCAAGGUGUUCGUAUACUGUUGCAAAAAUCCAAGUUUCUUGCAUGGGAACGAAACUCAAACUACCAUCUUCCGAUUCACCUUGCUACCCAAAGUGGUCAUGUUCUGGUGGUCAAAGAAUUGCUUGCCAUGGGAUGGCCUCUGACCAGGUUUUUUCUCAACGGUGAAGGCCAAAACAUUCUUCAUGUUGCAGCAAUGAGAGGACAAAACAAGAUGGUAAAAUAUCUAUUGACGGACCCCAAGAUGCAUAGUGAAAUUGUGAAUGAAAAAGACAUCAACGGAGACACCCCUUUGCAUUUAGCUUCGAAAAGAUUGUGGCUUUGGUCUCUGCUCAUUCUAUCAAGACACAAAAUGGUCAAUGUGAAUCUUACUAAUAAUCAAGGCUUCACAGCUCGAGAUAUUAUUCGAAUGCAGUGUAAAAUUCCUAUGACAAGUCGAGAGCUUUUGGCUGAUGCAAUCUUACAAAGAGCUGGUGUGUUAAUCCAAGAAAAUUUGUUGCGAGAACAAAACCUUGCAUCUGCUGGUAUAGAAUGCAAGGUGAAAAAUGCAGCUAACACACUCAUGCUUGUGGCCAUACUAAUAGCCACAGUGACAUUUGCUGCUGGUUUCACAUUACCAGGUGGGUUUUACUCUUCUGAUGACCCAUUUGAUGAACAAAGAGGUAUGGUAGUGUUGGCCGAUAGAAUAUUCUUUAAAGUGUUCAUGACUUUCAAUUCAGUUGCUAUGCAUACCUCCACUCUCAGUUGUGCUUUUCUUAUGUGGGUCUCAUUCAAUGAUUAUCAUUUCGCAAAAAGAGUAUUUGAGUUUGCUAAGAUUCUUUUAGCUAUGGCUCUAAUAACCAUGCCCGUGGCAUUUUUUGCUGCCAUACGGUUGGUUGUGAGCAAUAAUACUUUUCUUGCAGAUGCUGUAAGUGCCAUUGCAUUCAUCUUCAUUUUUCCCAUCUUAUUUUCUCUUUUUUUGGGAUGGUUUCCUCUUGGAACUCGUGUUCCUCCAUUUCGUCAACUUGGAUAUUUCUUAAUUAAGAUUUUCCUUUUCUUAUUUUAUGGAAGAAAUGAUACUGAAUUGUCCUGA